CCCGUGACCUACCCCGAGGGCUUCCUGGUUGUCUCUCUGAGGGGCAACCCCAAAUUCCGCCCCCAGCUUUUCCUUAAGGGCCGCACGGUCCCCACCCUUUUCUGGCCGCCGGCGACCGCCGUUUAGGGUCGUCUUACCCAUUUUCCCAAGAGUGACCCCAGGACCACAUCCUUUGUGGUACCUUCCUCUCUCCCUGAUUCUAGAUUAUAGCUUUCCGGAGAAAGAAAAAACAGUAAGGGGAUUUGGAGGAGGGGGAUGGGAGCAGGGCUGUAGUUAACGUAUUAUUACUGGUUUACUGCUAGAGGGAAUGAAUGCCCCCAAAGAACUUGGGAAAACGAAGGAGGCAUCAGAAUUUACCAUGAUGGCUGUGACCUAAAAUCCUUAGGAAACCUCGGGGUCAUGGCCCAGAAGCACCCUGGAGAAAGAGGGUUGUGUAGAGCCCACCACAGUGGUGGUGCCUCCCUAAGGACUUCAGGACUCUCUGUGGACCCUGAAAUACAUUCAUCCUCAGGACUCAGGGACUCACAGGGGUCUGCUCCUAAUGGUACCCGCUGCCUCCCAGAGCACUCUAGUACUAAGUACACACAGCCGCCAAACCCAGCCCAUUGGUCGGAUCCAAGCCAUGGCCCCCCAAGGGGCCCAGGACCCCCUGGGGAUGGAGAGGACCCUGAUCAGAGUGAGGCAUCUUCAGAAGAAGAGUCUGGAGUGGACCAGGAACUCUCAAGAGAGAAUGAGACUGGGUACCAGGAAGAUGGGAACCCUUCUUUUCUUUCCAUUCCAUCUGCUUGCCACUGCCAGGGAACCCCUGAAGUCCCUGAAGGGCCUUACUCUGAGGGAGGAGAGAGCUCUUCUAGCAAUUUUUGCCACCAUUGUACCUCUCCAGCUGUGGGGGAAGAUGAAGAAUUGGAAGAGGAAUAUGAUGAGGAGGAACCUCCUAAGUUCCCCAGUGAUUUUUCACGUGUGACCAGUGAGAAGAAACCACCACGGAGACAGCGGCACCGUCUUCCAGCCAAGGAGGAUACUCGGGAGGGUGGACGCAGAGAUCCCAGGCCCCCUGGGCGACAUCGGCUGGGCCGGAAGCGAAGUCAGGCAGAUAAGCGCAGAGGCCUAGGAUUGUGGGGAGCAGAAGAACUGUGUCAGCUUGGACAGGCAGGCUUCUGGUGGCUGAUUGAACUGCUGGUUCUGGUGGGAGAGUAUGUGGAAGCUUGUGGCCAUAUCAUCUAUGCAUGCAGGCAGCUGAAAGGCAGUGACCUGGACCUUUUUCGAGUCUGGGUGGGAGUCUGGGCAGGGCGGUUGUGGGGCUGGGCCCAGGUGAUGUUCCAGUUUCUCAGCCAGGGGUUUUGCUGUGGGGCAGGGUUGUUCACCCAUGUUCUUAGGCUGUUGGGUGCUUUGCUGCUCUUGGCCCUGGCUCUCUUGUUGGGCUGUCUCCAGUUAGGCUGGCGGUUCCUGAUGGGAUUGGGUGACCGGUUAGGCUGGAGGGGUAGAGCAACAUGGCUCUUCUCUUGGGUGGAUACUCCCACUUUGCAGCGUUGCCUGAUUCUGCUAAGAGAUAGCAGGCCAUGGCAGCAGCUGGUAAAAAUGGUUCAGUGGGGUUGGCUGGAGUUUCCUUGGGUCAAGCAGAUGAGUAAUAGGCAGGGGAAUGCACCUGUAGCUGGUGGUCCCUACUGCCAGCCUGAAGAGGAAGUGACUCGACUCUUGACCAUGGUUGGGGUUCCUGAGGAUGAGCUAAACCCUUUCUAUGUGUUGGGGGUUGAAACCACCGCAUCAGAUGUUGAACUGAAAAAGGCCUACAGGCAGCUGGCUGUGAUGGUUCAUCCUGAUAAAAAUCAUCAUCCCCGAGCUGAGGAGGCCUUCAAAGUUUUGCGGGCAGCUUGGGACAUUGUCGGCAACCCUGAAAGGCGAAAGGAAUACGAGAUGAAACGAAUGGCAGAUAAUGAGCUGAGCCGGUCAGUGAAUGAGUUUCUGUCCAAGCUGCAAGAUGACCUCAAAGAGGCAAUGAAUACUAUGAUGUGCAGCCGAUGCCAGGGAAAGCAUAGGAGGUUUGAAAUGGAUCGGGAAGCUAAGAGUGCCAGAUACUGUGCUGAGUGUAAUAGGAUGCAUCCUGCUGAGGAAGGAGACUUUUGGGCAGAGUCCAGUAUGUUGGGCCUCAAGAUCACCUACUUUGCACUGAUGGAUGGAAAGGUGUAUGACAUCACAGAGUGGGCUGGAUGCCAGCGUGUAGGCAUCUCCCCAGAUACCCACAGGGUCCCCUAUCACAUCUCAUUUGGUUCUAGGAUCCCAGGCACCAGUGGACGGCAGAGAGCCACCUCAGAUGCCCCUCCUGCUGACUUUCAGGAUUUUUUGAGUCGGAUCUUUCAAGUACCCCCAGGCCAGAUGUCCAAUGGGAACUUCUUUGCAGCUCCUCAGCCUGGCCCUGGGGCCACUGCAGCCUCCAAGCCCAACAGCACAGUACCCAAGGGAAAAGCCAAACCCAAGCGGCGGAAGAAAGUGAGGAGGCCCUUCCAACGUUGACACCCCUUCUUUUCUUUCCUCAAAUCAAUGUCAGGGAGUCAAAAGGGCUGUGUACAGCACAGGUUGGAGUUUGACUUGUUUAUUUUUUAAUAUUUAAAAAAGGGAAAAAUUUAAACUCAGAUUGUUAACUCAGUACUUGUAGGAAGUCCUGGAAGCACUCUCCCUCCUCCAUCAGCACCCAGAAACUGAAUCUUGUCUUCUGACAAUACCAAAGAAAAGGGGAUGGCUAGAGCAAAGGACCUCGGGCCUGGGCUGGACAGCAUCUCCCAUAGUAGUGUGGUAACUGGGUAUUUCCCUUGGUUCUGUAUGCCUUUGUCUUGUCUUCUGCUUCUCUUUUUCAACGACAGGUCUGCCUGAUUUUCUUGACCCAUUUCAGGAGGGAGCCUCCUCCUUUCCUCCAAUAUACUAGUUAAAAGAACAAGAAAGCAUCUAGUCCUAAAUGUAGGACAUACAUUAUAUAUAGUUCAGUGUGGGAACUCUCGAGUUUUUCCUCUUUCAGCUUGUGGGUGAUCACCCAACUUGCUUGUUGCUGCAGGAUCGCCAAAACUAAUACUUUUUAAACAGUAGACUCAUCCCCUCUGCCCUUGGUUGAGGGGGAAGGAUAAAGGGGCUUCUGGCAGCCCCCUUAAGAUCCAAGGGUUUGUAUUUUUUUAAGUUUAUUCAUAUUUGUAUGUACAUAUCUAUUUAAAGCCAGGGGAUUAUCUUUCUAUAAAUACACAACUGACAACCUGUAUCUUCCCUCUUUUCUUUGCCCCUAUGGCUGCAGCCUUUUUUCUCACUGGAGAAUCUUUUUUUCCUAAGUUAUCUGAGAGUGAAGGGGCACCUCCUACUGGACCAAGGAAGAGGGGAUAAAAAAUACCUUAGAGAAGUUUUGUGUAGUAAAUCACUUCCAUUUUUUUCCCCCAGCCUUAUGAAGACAUUUCCCUAUCCUUUUUGCUGACCAAACUGUAGCCAUAUCUGAAAAAGAUUAUCUUUAUUAUGAGGAAAAUACGCAGCAAAACAGACUUGGAAGGUGAGGGGAAUGGAAACACUUGCUCCAAAUAAGUUACCCAAACAUGGCUUUUUGCUGUGGAGGAGGUGAUUUAGCCCUUACCUCACCUGCCUUUCCUGAUUAAAAGAAAGCUGCUCCUAGUAGGGCUGGGCCCACAGAGUUCCAUCUUCCAAUGUGUUCUCUUCCUGGAAGUCUGGGAAGGAUGAUACAACCCUUUGUUCCAAUGUAAUCCCCAGGUCCAUCCCUCGGUAUUUGUUGACGCCAAAAAGAUGAACCCCAUGGAAUUGGGGCAGCUUAGGCAGCAGUACGGUGAGCAGUGAGGCUGUGUUGACGAGGAAGUGAGCAGUCAUACUUAGUGUAGAAGCUGACCAGGAGGUAGCUGGAGAGAGAAGAAGUAGGUUGAAGUUGGUUGGCCUUGGCUCUCCCUAUGUGUAUUCAUGCCUCUCCAGGGACUUUACCUUCUAUUUUAAAUGACCAAUUAUACUGCAUGAAUCUUAGGAUAUCUGAAAAUAUUCCAGUUAUAUUAACAGUAUAUACUUUGGGGUUGGGGAGAAAAUCAGAUAGUACCUUUAACUAACUUAUGUUAGUUGUGUGUUUCUAAAUUGUUAAUGACGUGGCAAAUGGCAGCUGAAGCAGUUUCGGCCUGUAUGACUGUUGGAAUCCUCUUUGCUUCCACUCCCCACAGUCAAGUUUUCACAGCUUUACAUCAGUUCUGCUUUUGGAAAUGUAAAGUCACUUCGUUUUACUUA
Molecule: messenger RNA, 4251 nt
Organism: Manis javanica (Malayan pangolin)
Lineage: Eukaryota; Metazoa; Chordata; Mammalia; Pholidota; Manidae
Source: RefSeq, a predicted model, not a curated record